Messenger RNA from Coregonus sp. 'balchen', 2647 nucleotides. Lineage: Eukaryota; Metazoa; Chordata; Actinopteri; Salmoniformes; Salmonidae. The record is from the annotation of a GenBank genome assembly.
AUGCCCAGAAUAAUUGUUGUUUUGAUUUUUAUCCUGCACUUUGGUGACGACAUCUUUAUGACAGAGGAGCAGAAGAAAUAUCAUGAAGCCAUGAAGAAACUAGGCUCGAAGAAGCCGGUGAAGCCUAUCCCAAGGCCUACGGUAUGUAACGCAUAAAUGGCAUUCAGUUAUAGCCAUACCCUCAUGCUACUCUCUAGUAUUUUGAUUCAUUACGUCUUUCUAGUCCAAGACUAAAUUUACUCUCUACAUAAGCACCUUCAAUAAAUAAGUUGCUGAUUAUAAGGAAUACAUAAUUUGAUCAAUGAUCAUUUGUGUUGAAAGUGCAUUUUUAAUGUAUAGAAUUUCAAUGUCAAUCUUUUGACCAAUGAUUGUGUGAUACAUUUAAUGUACAAGUAAUAAUUCAAUUAUGUUAUGGGGCUAGAGUCCGCAAGGCCUGCUCUGAGUAUACCACAUACACAGUGACAUUAGAAUGUGUGACUUUGCCAUGACGUCAUCGUUGACCCACAUUAACCUUUUCUACACAACAUUGGCUUUAACAGACUUAAUGGAAUUUGUGUUUGUCUCUCCCCUGCUCUCCCUCUCGCCCUCUCUUCCAUGUGACCCUCGGGCCCCUACAGAACAUGAUUCAAGGCGCUGUAUUUGACUUCAUCACUCAGCAGUUCUUUGACAUCUUCAUCAUGGUCCUCAUCUGCCUCAACAUGGUCACCAUGAUGGUGGAGACGGACGACCAGAGCGUGGAGAAGGAGGACGUCCUCUACAAGAUCAACCUGGCCUUCAUCAUCGUUUUCACCGGCGAGUGUCUGCUCAAGAUGUUUGCCCUUCGCCAUUACUUCUUUACCAUCGGAUGGAAUAUCUUUGAUUUUGUCGUGGUAAUCCUGUCCGUAGCAGGUAUGUACCUCAGGAUCCUUUAUACUGUAUACCUUAUUGUAUACUGUACAUAUGAUAAGUCAUAGACAAGUUAUAACAGGGUUGGGGUCAAUACCAUUUAAAUUCAAGUCAAUUCAGAAAGUAAACCAAAUUCAAAUUAAAACAUUUCACACUGAAAAGCAUUGAAGAGAAUUGGAAUUGGAAUUUCAGUGUACUUCCUGAAUUGACUGGAAUUGAAAUUGACCCCGGAAUUGACCCCAACCCUGAGUUAUACUAUAGGUUUUGUUAUCAGACAAGAUUAGUUAUUUCAACAGUAGAUGGAGAGGUGUGAUUGGUCAUUAACCAUUGUUUAUCUAAUUUCCUUUCAGGUAUAAUGCUGUCGGACAUCAUAGAGAAGUACUUUGUGUCACCCACCUUGUUCAGGGUCAUCAGGCUGGCUAGGAUAGGCAGGGUCCUGCGUCUCAUCAAAGGUGCCAAGGGCAUUCGGACGCUGUUGUUUGCGUUGAUGAUGUCACUCCCUGCCCUGUUCAACAUCGGCCUCCUGCUCUUUCUCAUCAUGUUCAUCUUCUCCAUAUUUGGCAUGUCCAACUUUGCCUACGUCAAAAAACAGGCGGGCAUCGACGACAUCUUCAAUUUCCAGACGUUCGGCAGCAGUAUUAUCUGCCUGUUUGAGAUCACCACCUCUGCGGGUUGGGACGGUCUUCUGCUGCCAAUUCUAAACAGUGGUCCUCCGGACUGCGACCCAGACAUUGAGAACCCGGGCUCGGACGUGCGGGGCAACUGCGGCAACCCGGGCAUGGGUAUCAUGUUCUUCUGCAGUUACAUCAUCAUGUCCUUCCUGGUGGUGGUCAACAUGUACAUUGCCAUCAUCCUGGAGAACUUCAACACGGCCCAAGAGGAGAGCGGGGACCUGCUGUGCGAGGAUGACUUUGUGAUGUUCGACGAGACCUGGGAGAAGUUCGACCUGGAGGGCACGCAAUUCAUAGAAUAUGCCAAGCUGUCAGAGUUUUGCGACACCCUGCAGGAACCCCUGCGUAUCGCCAAGCCCAACCGGAUCAAGCUGAUCUCCAUGGACCUGCCCCUGGUCACGGGCGAUAAGAUUCACUGCCUGGACAUCCUGCUGGCUGUCACCCAGGAGGUGCUGGGCGAAGGGGUGGAAAUGACGGCCAUGAAGGUGAGCAUCGAGGCCAAGUUCAACAUGAACAACCCCACGACAGACUCCUACGAGCCCAUCACCACCACACUGCGGCGCAAGGAGGAAGAGGCGGCAGCCGUGAUCAUCCAGCGGGCUUACCGCAAGCACCUGCUCAAGCGCUCCAUCCUGCAUGCCUCCUUCAUGCACCGCUCCAAGAGGCAGAUAAGGCGGGAGGAGAACGAGGAGCCCCCGGAGACGGAGGGACUUCUUGUGCGAAAGAUGAACGUGCUCUAUGGGAGCAACCUGGACCUUGCUGCAGAGAUGGAAUUGGCUGGGUUGCGAGCACAACCCGUCUCGGUCCCUGUGGUGUCCAAUCGGCCAUCGGACCUCCCCAAGCAAACACAUCCCACCAGGCCGGAGCCUGGCAAACCACUCCUCUUGGUGGUCCCUGUAGAGUUCACCAGUGAGGUGGUGUUACACUCAGCCCCUGUGACGUCUGAUCCACCAUUGGACCUCCCCGAGCAAACACAGCCAUCAGGGUCGGAGCCCACAGGGCCGGAGCCUACCUGGCCGGAACCUGCUGGGCCGAACCUCUUGGUGGUCCCCGUAGAGGUUACCAGUGAGGUGGUGUUACGCUCCUCCCCC